Vombatus ursinus (common wombat) is the source of this 2022-nucleotide messenger RNA. RefSeq names its product DNA topoisomerase I mitochondrial (gene TOP1MT). Lineage: Eukaryota; Metazoa; Chordata; Mammalia; Diprotodontia; Vombatidae. Gene Ontology annotation, cellular component: chromosome; mitochondrial nucleoid. The record is from RefSeq and is a predicted model, not a curated record. Gene Ontology annotation, molecular function: DNA topoisomerase type I (single strand cut, ATP-independent) activity; DNA binding. Gene Ontology annotation, biological process: DNA topological change; DNA replication. The coding region runs from base 88 to 1929 and encodes 613 amino acids. The transcript is spliced from 14 exons.
GUUAACAAACUGGCGUGUACAGGUAUCUUAGUUUUCCCCAUUUGACCUCUGGUUAAACAAGCAUGUUUUUUGCUGUGACACUUUGGGAUGUGGACGUGUAUUGGGAAUAUUCUGUGGCCUAAAAGAGUAGCCCCUACCUUGUGCUAUGGUACCAAACCUGGUUGUCUCCUGAAGGCCUGGAGAAGGCAAUGCCCCUGGCUGGGGGCAGCACAGAGAAGGGAGGGAUCUGCAGGACCCAAGUGGCAAGAGGAAAAAAGUGAAGAUGGUGUGAAAUGGAAACAAUUGGAACAUAAGGGGCCGUACUUUGCACCCUUAUAUGAACCACUUCCAGAUGAAGUUCACUUCUAUUAUGAUGGAAAUGCUAUGAAGUUGAGUUUAGCAGCUGAAGAGAUUGCUACCUUUUAUGGGAAAAUGUUGGAUCAUGAAUAUACCACAAAGGAAGUUUUUCAAAACAACUUCUUCAAUGACUGGCAAAAGGCACAGGAAAUGACCGUGGAAGAGAAAAAGAUAAUCAAGCACCUGGACAAAUGUGACUUCACAGAGAUCCACAAGUACUUUGUUGACAAAAAUGAAGCGCGAAAAGCUUUGCCCAAAGAGGAGAAACAGAAGCUAAAAGAAGAGGCAGAUAGACUUCAGGAAGAGUUUGGCUACUGUAUAUUAGAUGGCCACAGAGAGAAAAUAGGCAAUUUCAAGACUGAGCCACCGGGGUUAUUUCGUGGUCGUGGGGACCAUCCAAAAAUGGGGAUGUUGAAGAAAAGAAUAAUGCCAGAAGAUGUGAUCAUAAACUGCAGCAGGGAUUCUAAAAUACCAGAGCCUCCUCCAGGUCACAAAUGGAAAGAAGUACGCUUUGACAACACAGUCACUUGGCUGGCAUCAUGGACUGAGAACAUCCAGAAUUCCAUUAAAUACAUCAUGUUGAACCCCAGUUCAAAGCUUAAGGGGGAGAAGGACUGGCAGAAAUAUGAAGUUGCUCGACGCCUGAAGGGGGUGGUAGACAAAAUCCGUUUUCAGUACCGUUUUGACUGGAAAUCAAGGGAAAUGAGAAAACGACAAAGAGCUGUCGCCCUUUAUUUCAUUGAUAAGCUGGCCCUGAGAGCUGGUAAUGAGAAAGAAGAAGGAGAGACAGCAGACACGGUUGGCUGCUGCUCUCUUCGUGUUGAACACAUACAGUUACACCGGGAGUUGGAUGGGCAGGAACAUGUUGUUGAGUUUGACUUCCUGGGAAAGGACUGUAUCCGAUACUACAACAAAGUGCCUGUUGAAAAGCCAGUAUUUAAGAAUUUGCAGCUCUUCAUGGAGAACAAGGACCCAGGGGAUGAUCUGUUUGAUAGACUUAAUACCUCAACCUUGAAUAAGCAUCUUCAGGACCUGAUGGAUGGAUUGACAGCCAAGGUGUUCAGGACCUAUAAUGCAUCCAUCACCCUGCAGGAACAGCUGAGAGCACUGACCAGCGCUGAAGAUAAUAUAGCAGCUAAAAUUUUGUCCUACAACCGAGCAAACCGAGCAGUAGCCAUUUUAUGCAACCAUCAGCGGGCAACUCCUAAGACUUUUGAGAAGUCCAUGCAAAAUCUCCAGACAAAGAUUGAUGCUAAAAAGGAGCAGCUAGCCAUGGCAGAACAGGAGCUAAAGAGAGCGAAAGCUGAUGCCAAAGCGAGAAAGGAUGUCAAGUCCAAGAGUAAUGUGGACAAGAAGAAAAAACUGCUGGCCAAGUUAGAAGAACAGCUCACGAAGCUGUGCACCCAAGCCACAGACAAAGAAGAAAACAAGCAGGUUGCCCUGGGUACCUCCAAACUCAAUUACUUGGAUCCCAGGAUUAGCGUUGCCUGGUGUAAGAAGUUUGGAGUGCCAGUGGAGAAGAUUUAUAAUAAAACCCAGAGGGAGAAGUUUGCCUGGGCAAUUGAUAUGGCAGAUGAAGAGUUUGAGUUCUAAGCUAACAUUUCUGUAUCUAUUUUUGAAUCGUUGAGGUUUUUCAAUUAUUAAACAACAUUGGGAGGAAUUUUGUACAAUGAAGUAUUUUACUAA